GGUGUCGGCGUGCGGCGUGCGGGAUCCGGGUGGCUGCGGGCGGCCUGGGCUGCCGCGGCCGACGCCUGCUGUGAGAUGGCGAUACUGGGCGCCGAGGGCUGAGGAGGCGUCGCGGUGGCCGCCGGCCCCGGGAGCCGCUGCUUUGCGCCGGACUGUCUCCUCACCAGACUAUGAACUCCUUGACAGAAGAAAUCGUGUCUUACUCAGCUUUGUAUUCUCUGUGUUUGGCGCAGUUCCUGAUACGUAACGUAAGGUGAAUUUUGGGACAUGGCCACUGCUUCGCCAAGGUCUGAUUCUAGUAAUAACCACAGUGGAAGGUUACAGUUAAAGGUAACUGUUUCUAGUGCCAAACUAAAAAGAAAAAAGAAUUGGUUUGGAACAGCAAUAUAUACAGAAGUCAUUAUAGAUGGAGAAAUUAAAAAAACACCCAAAUCUAGUAGUUCUUCUAAUCCAAAGUGGGAUGAACAGCUUACUGUAAAUGUGACCCCACAGACCACUCUGGAAUUUCGAGUUUGGAGUCAUCACACUUUAAAAGCAGAUGCUUUGUUAGGAAGAACAGCAGUAGACCUGAAACAAGCUCUGUUAACACACAAUAGAAAAUUAGAAAAAGUGAAAGAACAAUUAAAACUUUCCUUGGAAAACAAGAAUGGCAUUGUUCAGACUGGCGAAUUGACAGUUAUACUUGAUGGAUUGGUGAUUGAGCAAGAAAAUCUAACAAACCACAGCUCAUCUCCAACCAUAGAAGUACAGCAAAAUGGAGAUGCCUUACACGAUAAUGGAGACCCUUCAGCAAGGACAGCUACAAGGCUGACUGUUGAUGGUACUAAUGGCAUAGAUAAUCAUGUACCACCAAAUACUGUUGUUGCAAACUCAUGCUGUUCGUGUGUAGUUAAUGGAGAAAACAUACCUUCAUCUCCAUCUCAGGUUGCCUCCAGACCUAAAAAUACACCAGCUCUCAAACCACUUACAUCUGAGCCUGCCAGUGAUACAGUUAAUGGAGAAUCAUCUUCAUCUAUGCUAACUGAUAAUACUUCUGCCAUGGGUACUCCACUACCAUCUGAAGAAACCACCUCAACUUCACAUUGCACUAGCACUACCAUCGAAGAUCUUCCUGUUCAAGAGAUCCUGGCUUCCUCAGAACAUAAUGAAUGUAUUCCUUCUACCAGUGCAGAGCUGCUAUCUGAAGCUCGGAGCCUAGUAGACCCUGACUCGGAUUCUGGAAAUAGUUCUAUUUUUGACAAAUUAAGGCAGCCAGAUGGGAGUAUGGAGCCUCUCCGACAGCAAUCUAGAAACACCAGUACAGAAUCUUUGCCCUCAGGGUGGGAACAGAGGAAAGAUCCUCAUGGUAGAACCUAUUACGUAGAUCAUAACACUCGAACUACCACAUGGGAGAGACCACAGCCUUUACCUCCAGGUUGGGAAAGAAGAGUUGAUGAUCGUGGAAGAGUUUAUUAUGUGGAUCAUAACACCAGAACAACAACCUGGCAGCGGCCUACUAUGGAAUCUGUUCGAAAUUUUGAACAGUGGCAAUCUCAGCGGAACCAACUGCAAGGAGCUAUGCAACAGUUCAACCAACGAUACCUCUAUUCGGCUUCAAUGUUAGCUGCAGAAAAUGACCCAUAUGGACCUUUACCACCAGGCUGGGAAAAAAGAGUGGAUUCAACAGACAGGGUUUACUUUGUGAAUCAUAACACAAAAACAACCCAGUGGGAAGAUCCAAGAACUCAAGGCUUACCAAAUGAAGAACCCCUGCCAGAAGGAUGGGAAAUUAGAUAUACUCGGGAAGGAGUUAGGUACUUUGUUGAUCAUAACACAAGAACAACAACAUUUAAAGAUCCACGCAAUGGGAAGUCAUCUGUAACUAAAGGUGGUCCACAGAUUGCUUAUGAACGCAGCUUUAGAUGGAAACUUGCUCACUUCCGUUACUUGUGCCAGUCUAAUGCACUACCCAGUCAUGUAAAGAUCAAUGUGUCCCGGCAGACAUUAUUUGAAGACUCCUUUCAACAGAUUAUGGCAUUAAAACCAUAUGACUUGAGGAGGCGAUUAUAUGUAAUAUUUAGAGGAGAAGAAGGCCUUGAUUAUGGUGGCCUCGCAAGAGAAUGGUUUUUCUUGCUUUCCCAUGAAGUUUUGAACCCAAUGUAUUGCUUAUUUGAGUAUGCAGGCAAGAAUAACUAUUGUUUACAGAUAAAUCCAGCAUCAACCAUAAAUCCAGACCAUCUUUCAUACUUCUGUUUUAUUGGUCGCUUUAUUGCAAUGGCACUAUUUCAUGGAAAGUUUAUUGAUACUGGUUUCUCCUUACCAUUCUACAAGCGUAUGCUAAGUAAAAAACUUACUAUUAAGGAUUUGGAAUCUAUUGAUACUGAAUUUUAUAACUCCCUUAUCUGGAUAAGAGACAACAACAUCGAAGAAUGUGGCUUAGAAAUGUACUUCUCUGUCGACAUGGAGAUUCUGGGGAAAGUUACUUCACAUGAUCUGAAGUUGGGAGGUUCCAACAUCCUGGUGACUGAGGAAAACAAAGAUGAAUAUAUUGGUUUAAUGACAGAAUGGCGUUUUUCUCGAGGAGUACAAGAACAGACCAAAGCUUUCCUUGAUGGUUUUAAUGAAGUUGUUCCCCUUCAGUGGCUACAGUACUUUGAUGAAAAAGAACUGGAGGUUAUGCUGUGUGGAAUGCAAGAGGUAGACCUGGCAGAUUGGCAGAGAAAUACUGUUUAUCGACAUUAUACAAGAAACAGCAAGCAAAUUAUUUGGUUUUGGCAGUUUGUGAAAGAGACUGAUAAUGAAGUAAGAAUGCGACUAUUGCAGUUUGUCACUGGAACCUGCCGCUUACCUCUUGGAGGAUUUGCCGAGCUCAUGGGAAGUAAUGGGCCUCAAAAGUUUUGUAUUGAAAAAGUUGGCAAAGACACCUGGUUACCAAGAAGCCAUACAUGUUUUAAUCGCUUGGAUCUACCACCAUAUAAGAGUUAUGAACAACUAAAGGAAAAGCUUCUUUUUGCAAUAGAAGAGACAGAGGGAUUUGGACAAGAAUGAAUGUGACUUCUUGUCCUGGAGGAGCUCUUGCAUUUAAAUACCCCAGCCAAGAAAAACUGCACAGAUAGUGUAUAUAAGCUGUUCAUUCUGUACAGUUAAUUUUCUGAACCUCUCAAAGUAUAAAUGUUUUCUGUUCUUCCACAGAAAUAUGCAAAACAUUUCAUUGUUUUCUAUUUUAUUUAUUGUUCCCUUGAAAUGACUGACCAGGAAAAAGAUCAUCCUUAAAUUUUGAAGCAAGCAAGAGAAUUUAUUAAAAAAUAUAUAUCUAUAUAAACAUAUAUGACAGUGGCUCUAGUUUUAUAGAGCUCUAAAGUAUUAAACAUGACAGCCAUUCAUUCACAAAGAUCUGAAUUUGCUUUACCUUGUUUCUACUAACCAGGGGAAAAGUGCAAAAUGCUCCAUGUUCUUCUCCUUUAUGUUACAUCCCCUGAGUGUGUUUAGCUGCAUGGCUGUUGGGGAAGGGAUUUAGGGCUUAGGCCAAAUCUUUAUUUAAAAAUGCUGCUGGCUUUUCUGAAGACAAGUGCUUCAACUUGCUAAGUUGUUUUAAAUGAACAGGUAAAUUUCUCAUCUUUGUUACAUCAGUAACAUACAGGGAAGCCGUGUUUCAGAUCUGAUAGUUUUUAGUUAGCAAUUGGAAAGGAUUCAUUGAGCAGCAGGUUUGUUUACGUGUUACUUUGGGAUGCUAGGUAUUUGUGGAUUUUAAAAGAACCAGGCAUUUAUGUACUUACAUUUUAAAACCUGUAAUGUUCUUCAAAUUUAAUUCAUAAUAAAUUGAUGUAAUACUUAGGAAUAUAAAAAAGAUAAUGAACUUUUGUGCUCAAGGUUUAGUUUUAUGGAAGCAGAUGGAAUUAAACUAAAUGGAUUGAAAAAUUGCCAACUUAAGCACUCAAACUAAGGACUUUCUAUGUUUGAAUAUUCUCAUUCCUCUCAAAUUCAUGAAAACUGUUUCAGAAUUCAGUAAGCACGUAAAAAAAAAAAAAA
This is a messenger RNA of Nannospalax galili (Upper Galilee mountains blind mole rat), 4008 nucleotides long. It is a transcript of the gene Wwp1, whose product is annotated as WW domain containing E3 ubiquitin protein ligase 1. The record is from RefSeq and is a predicted model, not a curated record. Gene Ontology annotation, molecular function: ubiquitin protein ligase activity; protein binding. Lineage: Eukaryota; Metazoa; Chordata; Mammalia; Rodentia; Spalacidae. The coding region runs from base 268 to 3027 and encodes 919 amino acids. The transcript is spliced from 25 exons. Gene Ontology annotation, biological process: ubiquitin-dependent protein catabolic process.